Molecule: messenger RNA, 1322 nt
Organism: Tigriopus californicus
Lineage: Eukaryota; Metazoa; Arthropoda; Copepoda; Harpacticoida; Harpacticidae
Gene: RagA-B
Product: ras-related GTP-binding protein A-like
Exons: 3
Coding region: 221-1195 (324 amino acids)
Biological process (GO): regulation of autophagy; positive regulation of TOR signaling; cellular response to amino acid stimulus
Cellular component (GO): lysosome; nucleus; Gtr1-Gtr2 GTPase complex
Molecular function (GO): GTP binding; GTPase activity
Source: RefSeq, a predicted model, not a curated record
CGUUCACUUGCCUUGGGCCCAUCCAUCCGCCCUGAGACUGAGAGUGAUAGUGUUCUAGAAAACCUGUCAAAGCCCAGUACUGGGGAUGUUAGGGGUGUACUGCAACUCAGAUUCCUCCUAGCCUCUUGUGGAAGCACCCGAAGCAACACUCUCCAUAUACGUAGUUGACUGACCAGGAUUCACGGAGGGCGUCCAAUAGAGUGAAAUACAUGUCCCAAACAUGGCCAACAAGAAGAAGGUGCUCUUAAUGGGCAAAUCUGGCUCCGGCAAGACCUCCAUGAGGUCCAUCAUCUUCGCCAACUAUAUUGCCCGAGAUACCCGCCGAUUAGGAGCCACCAUCGAUGUGGAACACUCCCAUGUUCGCCUUCUUGGGAGUCUCACCCUCAAUCUGUGGGAUUGCGGAGGUCAAGAGGCUUUCAUGGAGAACUAUUUCGCAUCCCAGCGUGAGAAUAUCUUCAGGAAUGUCGAGGUUAUGAUCUACGUGUUCGAUGUGGAGAGCCGCGAGUUGGAGAAGGACAUGCACUACUACCAAAGCUGCUUGGAUGCCAUCCUCCAGAACUCGCCCAAGGCUAAGAUCUUCUGUCUGAUCCACAAGAUGGAUCUCGUGCAGGAGGAUCGACGGGACUUGGUGUUCUCUGAACGACAGGAAGAGAUCAAACGUCUUUCCGAACCCUUGGAUUGCAAUUGUUUCAGGACCAGCAUUUGGGAUGAGACUCUCUACAAGGCAUGGAGCUCCAUUGUGUACAUGCUCAUCCCGAAUGUGCGGGAUGUGGAGGCGAAUCUGAACGACAUGGCGGAUAUCUUGGGCGCCGAUGAGAUCCUGCUUUUCGAACGGUCCACUUUCUUGGUCAUUGCCCACGCCCAACGAGACGAUCAAAGGGACAUUCAUCGUUUCGAGAAGAUCUCGAACAUCUUCAAGGAGUUUAAGUUGAGUUGCUCUAAGAUCGCAUCGCAGUUUCAGUUCAUGGAGGUCCGGAAUUCCAAGUUUGCGGCCUUCAUCGACGUUUUUACCUCGAAUACCUACAUUUGUCUGGUAAUGAAUAAUUGCGAAAUUCCUACGUCCAUGGUACAGUUCAAUUUGGCUUGCGCCAAAUCCGUGUUUGAAGAGCUGGAAAACACCGGAGAUACUGCAACAUCGGGAGGAGAAGUUCAAGUGAAUCAACCCGGAUCGAAAUCGCAGCGGAUCAUCCGAUGAUGGGACGGAUAAGACGAAGAGUUGGCCUUGGUUUAUUUACACCCAUCGAUGCUGAUUUGCCUUGAAAGAGGACACGAUUCUAUAUCUAUAUUUAAACCGGAAUUACAUACAUCCUUCAUUCAAGGAA